Lontra canadensis (Northern American river otter) is the source of this 469-nucleotide messenger RNA. RefSeq names its product iron-sulfur cluster assembly 1 homolog, mitochondrial-like. Gene Ontology annotation, biological process: iron-sulfur cluster assembly. Gene Ontology annotation, molecular function: 2 iron, 2 sulfur cluster binding. Bases 1 to 381 code for a protein of 126 amino acids. The transcript has a single exon. The record is from RefSeq and is a predicted model, not a curated record. Lineage: Eukaryota; Metazoa; Chordata; Mammalia; Carnivora; Mustelidae. Gene Ontology annotation, cellular component: mitochondrion; cytoplasm.
AUGUCGGCUUCUUUAGUCCGGGCCACUGUCGGGGCUGUGAGUAAGAGGAAGCUGCAGCCCACGCCGGCCGCCCUCACCCUGACAUCUUCAGCAAUAAACAAGAUAAAACAGCUUCUUAAAGAUAAGCCUGAACAGGGAGGUCUGAAAGCUGGUGUCCGAACCAGGGGUCAUAAUGGCCUUUCUUACACUCUAGAAUAUACAAAGACAAAAGGAGAUUCUGAUGAAGAAGUUGUUCAAGAUGGAGUCAGAGGGUUCAUCAAAAAGAAAGCACAGCUAACACUUUUAGGAACAGAAAUGGACUAUGUUGAAGAUAAAUUAUCCAGUGAGUUUGUUUUCAAUAACAAACAUCAAAGGAACGUGUGGCUGUGGAAAAAGUUUUAAUAUUUGACUACUCUGGCUGUAAGCUCCAGGAACACUCAUGGAAGUCCUAGGGCUUACUGAAGAAAUCACGUGACUGUCAUGUGCUUAA